Melitaea cinxia (Glanville fritillary) is the source of this 2379-nucleotide messenger RNA. RefSeq names its product myosin-14-like. The record is from RefSeq and is a predicted model, not a curated record. Lineage: Eukaryota; Metazoa; Arthropoda; Insecta; Lepidoptera; Nymphalidae. The coding region runs from base 20 to 2332 and encodes 770 amino acids. The transcript has 17 exons.
ACUUUAAUUAAUCAUUUUAAUGGUAGAUGAUGACAAUUCCAAAAGAAAGCGGUUAAUGCGACCCCCUCUCUACAAAAGAGCUCAUUCGUCUAGCCCUGUUACUCCAAGACCACGCCAAAUGCAAAAGAAGUCAUAUGAACAUUUUGAAUAUGCGCAACAGACUGUGUCAGCACCUGAAAAUAUACAUAAUGCAAAACAAUUUCAGGACAAGUUUCAAGUUCCAGAAAAAGAUCUAGUAAUGCCUCAUUGUAUACUCACGAAAACGAUGAGGGCGUUAGCCACUAAAAAACGAGAAUUUAUUAAAAUGAAAAAGAACUUGAUUGUUCAACAAAAUUCCUUGCUAGAACAUUACGCGGCUCUUAAAGACCUAGAAUCAAGAGCAGGAAUAGUGGAUGACGAUUUGGGUGAUAUUCGUAUUCUAUCAGUAAAAGGCUGGGCAGCACACGACCUGCUGCUUCUAGUGAGAGACGACCUCGAAAUGCCAGUGAACUCGGAGAUAAGCGGCAUUUUCGGUCCGCAAGUCUUACAACAGCUGCAGGCGCAACUUAAUCCAAUUCCCGAGGAGGUCCUUGGUAUGGGAGCUGAAAUAAUGGCUCGUCGCAUUGAACUUUUAAGUCUCUUACGCUAUAAACACCGAAACGACCGCGGUACCUACCUUACUAACUUGGAAUGGAAGGCGAAAAACCUCGAAUUCGACAAUGAAACGGAACAGCUGCACCGAAUGGUAGCUGGGACCGCAGAAAAUUUAAAGGCCAAAAUAAACUAUUCCAUCGAUCUUGCCAAGAUACCGUGGAUAGAUAGAGAAUCUAUAGUAAAAAAAAUUGAACGUAUACAAAAAGAAAAUGCACUACUUCAACACAAAGUUGAUGAAAUGAAUAAGAAAGGAGCUGAUGAAAAUAAGGAAGUCGAAACCAAUGAUAAUAAUGGCUAUCAGAACGUGUGCAACGAAUUAGCCAAAGAACGAGCUGCGCGGGAGUCUUUGAAGGAAGUAGUGACCGCUGCGGAGAGCAUGCUGCGAGUGGCGCGAGCCAAAAUUGUGACACUGGAGAGACAACUCAAAGAGAUGAAAGUCGAGCUAGAAACGGCUCGUCGCAAACAUAAGGACUUGGAGCAACUUUACCGUCAUCGAGAGUCAAAUUACGAUGCACGUUCAAAGAAGUUACUAGAAGUUUCGAAGACUGGAGAAAUGACAAUCGAGGCUUUGUCGCGUCAACGUGAUGCACUAGAGUUGAGAGUAAAAGAGUUACGGGAGCAAGCAGAGACAGCAGAGCGUGAAGCGGAGAUGCGUGAGGCAGAAGAGAGGGCUCGCGCCGAGAUGCUGCAGGCGAAGGUAGCAGAACAGGAAAAGAACAAAAAAGCUGCUGAAGAAAGAGUUGUGGAGUUAGAAGCACGCAUUAAAGAUUUAGAAGACCAGUUGCAAGGUCUACGUGAACGUUCUUUACGAUUAGUCGAUAUGGAGCGCAGGCGUUGCCUCGAAUACGUGCCUAUAAAAGAGAGUGAACCAUCUGACCGAGAAACUGAAAUUUGGAAAGAGUUACAAGUUACCCGUGUUGCUCUGUCUCGCACCGAAGAAGAACUCCGCCAGAGUCGUGCUGAUAAAGACAGUUUUUUAAAGUCACUAUCAAAGAUUGCUCAAGAAGAAGGUGCCGACAAAGGGGACAAAUUAGCAACUGAGCUAGUAGUUAGAGAGCAAAAAAUAAUGAAGUUACAACAAGUCAUUGAAGAACAACGGGAAAAUGAAAAAAUAAUGGAGCAAGGUAUGACUGAAUACGAAAACCAACUAGCAUCAUUACGUUUAGAAGUUAUGAGGCUAAGAAAUUAUGAUUGUUAUGCCAAAGAAAUACCACAUCAGGAUUUACAGACCCAAUUAUUGGAGAUGCAUAUGCAAGUAGAGACUUUGACCCGGGAGCGAUCAGCUUUAGUAUCGGCAGCCGCGUCUCGCGCGCUCAUGUUGGAGCGCCACGAACGCGCCGCAGAUCUCUUUGCGCGUAUGACUCGCGUGCGACGGGAGCUUGCCGCACAUCUUGACGGAAAAACCGAACCUUCAUCUAUUGAUGACACUAUUCACCUUGAGUUUUCCAGAUCUCUAUCAUCAGUAUGCGCCUCUGCAGCAGACACGUGGUCCGCGCUCCGAGCGGAGCGAGCUCGUGUUAUUCGGUUGGAAAGUGCAGUGCUCGCGCAAAGUCUUCAACUAGAAAAAGAAGGCAGGGUGAGGACACAACUCGAGCGCCGCAGAGCUAUGCUGGAGAGGGAAAUACUUCGCACUCGACACGCUGUUUCAUCUGAAAAAGUUGGGCCAAAUUCAAAUUCGAGCUAUUAUUUGACUAGAUAAUGUUACACGAAUUGAUAAUAAAAAUAAAGAAAAACAAAAAUUGAAAA